This is a messenger RNA of Soboliphyme baturini, 905 nucleotides long. NCBI's taxonomy places the organism in Eukaryota, Metazoa, Nematoda, Enoplea, Dioctophymatida, Soboliphymatidae. The record is from the annotation of a GenBank genome assembly.
AUGAAUUUUAGCUCCUCCACCAGCCGAAAAUGCGAAAUCUGUGGAGCCGAUUUGAAGAAUGUCAGCAAAGUUGUGCUGAAAAAUCAUGGAAUAGACGAUGAAACAAAGUUGUUGGAGGCGGCGUCACUGAAGAUGUAUCCUAUUCCGCCCAACAGCAAGGCACGGUUGAAACUGACUAGCUUUGGUAUUUUCGACGAAUACAAGCACAUGGUCCCACUUGACCGGGACCUGAUAUGCGGUAACCAGGGAAGAGGGAAGAUUUUCUUCUUCGGCAUCGUCAAGUCACUGGAAUUGGAGGACACAUCCGCAGAAGAGUUUAGGGUAAAUUUGCUGAAGGCGGCUGCGGCCCUGAAAUGCGAGCCGGUGAAAAAAAUGGAAACGUCUGGGGUUUCGGUUGUCCGCCAGGUGUUUUCUGACGAGUUGAUGAGCCAGUUGUUUCAAAAUCACGUGAAGACGGUGCAAAAGGUGGAUUUCAUUAACUCCACCAGCCUUUCCAUUUUUCAAGCUUUUCACAUCGCGUGUAUUUUCAUCUGCACGGAUAGUAGUACCCGUUCCCUGCUGCUCUACAGGCGAGUCUUCCUGCGGUUGCGCGGUGUUAAGGAGUUCUUCAGAGUAAUCCCUCCAUCGCCGAAGAAUGUCAUCAUCCUUGGUCAGAGGGUGUCCAGACCUGUUCUUCAAGACUCUGAGACUGCCCUUCUUUUCACCUCAGAGCCGGCGGAUGGUCUGCCAGAACACUUUCUUUGCUAUGUGGAAAUUCGACACCUCACCGAACUUCUCCCAGGUACCAGCUUUGGCUUUGCGAGCCGCCUUGCGUGCCUCGGCAUAUUGCACGCGAGAAGAAAGCUCUUUGUAUCCAAGCCAUUUCUUGAAAUGUUUGAAGAAACUCUGUUUAUUUCUGUUUAACU